UUAUCAUAGCAGAUAAUAAAUCACAGGGACACCAGAGCAGGUUAUUUGUAAUAAUAAUACAAAUUACAACAAUAAUAAACUUACAUACCAAAUUAUUGUAUUCUACCACGUACAGUAUUUAUCUGUAUAUCACCAUAAGGCUUAACUGUGCAGAAACGCAUGGUCUGCAGCAUACAGGAAAUACAACUAUAGUAUGUUAAUUUUAUAAUCGCUACAACGUACGUAUAUAACAGGUCACCAACACCUCUUUGUGACGUGAAUUGUAAAGGUGAGUUUGAAACUGUUAGGCCACACCCAGCCCCACCUCCCAAGCUCUAACGAAUUGGUGGGGAGAUGGCUUUCAGAAAAAGAUAAAAGCUCAAGGACUUCACAGCACCGACGUUCAAGUAGGGUUUGUGAAAUAUCAUUUUACAUUUGUUAUUGGCUUACUGGAAAUUGCAAGUGACUUGAUUUAAAAACAACAUUUUGGCUAAUUCUUGCCUGUAAAGUUUGAAUUUUCAACUGAAUACAGACAUGGGAACCACAGAAUCCAAUUCAGAUGGUUUUAUAAAGACUGCCCUACCAUCGGACGGAUUUCAUUUGUCUGAUGACACCAGUUUGGCUUUGCCACCUGAGAAAAAUAUAAAACUAUCCAACAGGCAAAUUAAUGAAAAGAGUUUCAGGGUGCAGCAACAAGUACAACGCACACUGGCUACAAAAAGCAAACGGGGUAUGCCAGAUGGUAGUUUGCACCUGUCCAACAGCAUCCCAGAGCAAGUUCAGAGAUAUGACUCUAUGAGCACAGCACAUCAGGAACCCUACAGUGCAAGCAAGUUUUAUAAUACUUUGAGCUAUGAGAAUGAGUAUGGCACCCUGGGGAAGUCUUUCUCUGGAACGUAUGUGAGGAAUGACAGUAUGAAGCGCCCAUCAAUGCGGGUCGAGAUUUCACCAGUGUCGAGCCCAGAGAUGCCUCGAUCCCGAGCCCAAACAAGCUACAAUUAUGAAAUGUUUCACAAGGGACUGCACACCCUGCCUGCGGUCCAAACUCCCAUUAUCCAGGGAUUAAGCACAAAAUCUACUAGUAUGCCUACUAGAUACACCCGUUCGGAAAUCUUAAAUUUCAAUAGGUAUAACACAUCUGGACGGGGCCGUUGUUACAGCAACAGACGUCAGCAAGUCUGGAACCAAGGCCGAGCAGAUGAUGCUGUCUUUUUGGAUAACCUCUGCUCCAGCCCAAACACCAUACAAUUCCAGCGGCUUGGAACAAGCCGAAGCUUGAUCAACGUCCUGGAUGCAAGAAAGUCAGCAGCAGCCAUGGGGCAGACUCAAGUUCGGACUCCAGUCCAGACGCAGAACCGCAAUUUAAGCAUGGGUAGAGUUCAGAGGGAAGAAAUGUUUCAAAGGAAUGCGGCACGUGCCUCCCAGCCUCCUUUGUGCAGCAUGCAAAUAGAUGGCAACGUCAGGCAGUCAAAGGGGGGUACGACUGUAGCUGUAUUGUCAAAUGCAGGAGCUAUUGAACGUCAGACACAAGCAAGUUUUUCUGGAGCACAAAUUGAAGCAGCUAGGGGGGAGACAAUUGAGAUGACUCUAGACAAGGCUAUUUCCUACCUGACUACCAGCAACUCCGAAUGGCAGGUCACUGCUGCAGCCUUCAUUCAACAUCAGUGCUUUGUAAACGUAGACUCAAAGAGAAUGGUGUACUUCAUGCAUGGGAUUCCCAAACUGAUCAAGGCUCUGGAGAGUGACAGUGUCGAGCUUCAGCGUGCAGCCAGCGGAGCUCUUCGCAACAUUGUCUUCGAGGACAGCGACAACAAGAUGGAGGUGAAGGAGCAGAAUGGCAUUCCUGUUGUGCUGAGACUCCUCAAAAAAACCCGGGACGUGGAGACCAAAAAACAGCUCACUGGUUUGCUCUGGAACCUGUCCUCUAUUGACAGUCUAAAAGAUAUACUCAUCAGGGAGGCUCUCCAUCCGGUCACAGACACUGUCGUUGUUCCCUGCUCUGGUUGGUCAGAUGGAGACUAUCCAAAGGCAGAUCUGCUAUCGGAUCCAGAUCUCUUCUACAACGCUACCGGCUGUCUGCGAAACUUGAGUUCAGCUGGCUUAGAGGGACGAAAAGCUAUGAGGGAAUGUGAAUUGUUGAUUGACUCACUUGUGCAUUAUGUUCGGGGUACCAUUGCUGACUAUAAAGCAGAUGAUAAGGCUACAGAGAACUGUGUGUGUAUCCUUCACAAUGUUUCCUACCAGCUGGAAUCUGAGCUGCCUGGAAGAUACUUCAAGGAUCUUGCUGGCACAAGGCGGGACGCCUCCCCACAAGGCAAAACACCAGGCUGUUUUACCACUCAAAGCAGGAAUAUCAAACAGAAAGAUGACCACAGGGUCUCUUUUCCAGAAGAAAAGAGUAACCCGCACAGUGUGGAGUGGCUGUGGAGCCCAAUCACUGUGAGAAUGUACCUCUCUCUAAUAGCUAAGAGCACCAGAAGUUACACCCAGGAGGCAUCAAUGGGAGCUCUCCAGAACCUCACUGCUGGAAAUGGGGUGAUAUCAUUCUCGAUUGCACAGACCAUUGUACAAAGGGAAAAUGGUCUCCAGCACAUUAGAAGGAUGCUUCAUUUGAAUGAACCUGGAGUGAAGAAGACAGCCAGUUCUCUGCUGAGGAACAUGUCACGCUAUCCUGAGCUGCAUAAGGAGAUGGCCAACCAAGUACUGCCUGAUCUGGUUUCAGUCCUCCCAGAUUCUGCCAGAGAUCCCCAAGUACUUGCAGAGAUGACUGUUUCUGUGUGUUAUGUUCUCAACAACUUGGUACAGAGUGACGCCAAGAAUGCCCGCACCAUUCUAAAUAAUGAGGGGCUGAGAAAAAUCAUCAACAUCAGCACCAGUGACAGUGAUGUACCAACAAAAGCUGGACAAUCUGCAUCCAUUCUCCUUCACACAAUGUGGAAACACAAUGAGCUACAUAGUGCCUACAAAAAAGCUGGGUAUAAGAAGGGCGUUUUUAUCAACAACAAAACAAUGCGAGCCACUCAGUCAAAGACGGAUUAAUAAAAGACGACUGCAGAGAACCAUGAACAGAUGGACUUUUAAUCAACACUAAUUACAGAGGUUAACAGGACUGCAUUUAAUUGAUUUAUACUCGCUGUCCCAAAACAAGAUUUGUCUGUGUUGAUGGAGUUUGGUUCUGGACCUAAGCCAUUUGAUUUUGUUGGGAGCGUUCGAGGAAUAAUCCCAUUUAGAGAGAGAGACAGAGAGAGAGAGACUUUGACUUUUAAAAUCCCUUUUUUCUAUAAAAUAGAAUACAAAAUAAAAACUAAAUAAUGUCACACUUUAAAAAAGAAACCAAAACAAAAAAAAAAAAUACACUGGUCAAAACACAAAACGAUCCAACAUUUCUCGUUCCAUUUAAAAUAAAUAAAUAAAUAAAAAAUAAAAUCCAGUUCAGUGGGAUCUCAGUCUUUCAGAGUGUUUCUCACAUGAGCAGGUCAAGCUGCCCCUCCCCAAUUCACCAACGUCUCUCAAAACUGUCUAGGUCGUGCACCAUCUUGAACCUGGAGACCAUCAGGAUCCUAAAAAUACUAAUAGGACUGAUAAAACCAGUGGCUAAAACUUUAAUUUUUUGGGAUUUUAAAAUAGCUAAUUCCACCUGACCAAGGACAGUGUUAACCAAUAAGCACCCAUCUCUCUGUGCAAAAUUAUACUUUACACUAAAAACAAAAAACUUUAGUAAAAAUAACCCCCAGGGAAGCCAGCAGGUUCUCUAAAAACAAAAAGGGCUGCAGCCGAGGGCAAUCCACAAACGGGUGGAAAACGGUCUCCUCCAAUGGAUAGACAGGGCACUGGACACUGACCCCCGCUCCACUCGGAUAUCUAUUUGUGGCUAUAAUGCCAUGCAGCAUUCUCCACUGCACGUCUCGAGCGCUUGGGCAUGGGAAGCUUAUACAGCACCCUCCAGAAGGGAACUUCAUCAACAGGGCCACAAAGGUGAGCCCUCCGCUUAGUGUCCACCAAGUCUUUCAACUUAUUAAAAUGUCUGGUUUUCACACAGAUUUCAUAGUCUUUUUCUCAAUUGUGUGGAAAGCCACCUCUGUGACCUUCCUAAGUGACAGCAGUUUUCCAACCUGCUCUUCCUCCUCCACCUCCUCUGUCACUGAAGGGGAAACCAGCACUGCGGGGAAAGGGGUUCCUGCUCUGGGGCCACGUGCUCCUCCAGAAACCUGCUCAGAAACUAGGAAAGUGCCAGACAGAGGGAUGCCUGGAGAUCACUCAGCACCUUCUCCAGGAAAAGCUCUGAUCUAAUAUUCAGUGCAGAGGGUAAAACCCUGCUGGCUUUCCAACUAAAAAGCUUAAAAUCAAUCAAAUGCCCCAGUUUAGUAAAGCCGGCUUUAAGAAACAAAGUGGAUAAAAAAGCAGAGCUAAAAACCUCACGUUUGAAAAUGGGGUUAAAAACAGAGGCUCUUCAAAAACCCUCUGUAUGCUCUGUCAUUCUUCUGACCUUGUGAUCUUUAAAAGUCUCCAAGCAUUUAACAGAUUCUUAUAAAAACCCUCCAACCCUGCAUCACUAAAACAAUCAGGAGAUAUGUAUAUAUAUAUAUAUA
Molecule: messenger RNA, 4568 nt
Organism: Polyodon spathula (Mississippi paddlefish)
Lineage: Eukaryota; Metazoa; Chordata; Actinopteri; Acipenseriformes; Polyodontidae
Product: plakophilin-2-like
Exons: 13
Coding region: 514-3018 (834 amino acids)
Biological process (GO): heart development; intermediate filament bundle assembly; protein localization to plasma membrane
Cellular component (GO): nucleus; cytoplasm; intermediate filament
Molecular function (GO): molecular adaptor activity; cadherin binding; intermediate filament binding
Source: RefSeq, a predicted model, not a curated record